Messenger RNA from Durusdinium trenchii, 986 nucleotides. Lineage: Eukaryota; Dinophyceae; Suessiales; Symbiodiniaceae. The record is from the annotation of a GenBank genome assembly.
AUGGCCGCCUACUGGCGAUGGCAGAAGAAAGCAAAAGGGCGCAAGAGAGGCGGCUACAUCCUAUGUCGCCUCCUUUCUCAUGACCCAGAUCAGAAGUCAGCCUGGGUGCACAACGGCAACUCGACCGUCCAAGUGACCUAUGAACAGCUGCGUCCUGCCUUUGGCAUUGAGAACUGGUGUCCUUCCUCCGAAGACAUCCAGAUCUUGAAGAACGGUGCACAGCAACUGCAGCAAGGACUCGGGGGUGAUGAACGUGGACCUGGACCUCCUGCUGAUGAACCAGUACUACCAGAAGUGGCGCAUGAACAAGCACCUGAACUGGCAGACCUCGUCAUGCCACUUGUCCCAAGCGCUUCAACACCUGCUUCAGCGUUAGCGACGCCGGCGCUUCCGACGGGAUCAAUGCUUCCUGAGCCGGCUCAACCACCGGCGUACUCACCGACCUUCAGGCAGAAGAACAUCCAGAUCAACUUCGGGGCUCAACGCACGCCCCUCGGAAUGCAUGAGAUGAGUCACCCAUAUGCAGCACCCUCCAGUGGAAACUACGAUGCACUUCCUCCCGAAGUACCUCAACCGGUACUACAUGCGCCCGAUGUUCCGGUACCUCCAGACACAGAACCGGUACCAGCACUUCUACCAGUUCCAGCCUUGGGAGAAGAGCGGCCAAUGACUGAUCAACUGGCAACACAAGAUCCGCCUGACGCAGAGCUGACCUUGGAACAACAGCUUCACCGUGACCUCAACACCGGCGAAGCCCUACCCAAGGUGCCUCGGACCUUCGCAUCUCGAGGAUGUCCACAACAGCUCACACUACCUCCUGACGGAUGGGAUGGCUCUCCUCUACUUGAACUACCAGAGACCUCCUAUGUCUUCCGGGAGUAUGUGCAGGGCAAGGACCUGCGAUGGACACCCACCACGGUGAUGUGGGCCGACGGACUCACGAAGUCCGCUCCUGAACUUUUGAGCCUUUUUCAAGCAUGGCUCAG